CCACCAUAACCAGACGUCAGUGGUCUGCGGAUGCUGCUAGCUCCAGUGAGCUAACCGCCGAGGAGCCGCCGCCGACAACAACACAUCCACACGCGGCGUGGAAACACGACACGGACCCGCGGAACUGCGCGACACACGAAACAGUGGCGAGACGCGGUUCGACUCGUGAAUCAUUGGAUGGUGGGUUGAUUUGACCUCCUUCACCCCAGUCGCUCUACUGGAAACUCUCAGUCGACACCAGCAGCAGCAUCCUCCAUCACUGCUCCAGCACUCCUCCCUCCGUCCCGUCCAUCCACUGCUCCGACUGGUUGCUUCCUCUAGCUCUCAACAUGGCAGCUGUGUUCCUACUCAGGCGGUGCCACUGACCUCCACCCUGGACGACCACCAUGGAGAGAAAACGCAGAAAGAAAUUAAUUUAGCUGCGCGGGCUGUUUGCAGUAUGGACUCAUUUUUAGAGCUCUGGACCUGAAAUGCUCAGUCCCCUCCCCGGACCCUGAUCCAGGUUUUAGCUGCUCCUUUUUUCAUCUGACCCAGCAGACCUGCUGCUCAACGUUAAAGGGGGUCCUGGCCCAAACUCACGGUCCGCGAUACUUCACAACUCAAAAUGCUCCUGGUUCCCAUGUGGGCGUCUGUGCUCGUGGGGCUGCUGUUGGGAGUUUUUCUGCCUGUGGUGGGGAUGGAGCCAAUGGGUGAGGGCAGAUCUGACCCUGAACACACCCCCGACUCAGAGCCCCUCCCCUCGUCGUCGCCCGGCUCCAACUGCUCCCAUUUAACCGUGAAGCUGGAGUUCUCCACCAAGGUCGUGGAACAUGAGUACAUCGUGGCAUUCACAGGCUACUUCUCGGCCAAAGCUCGCAGCCUCUACAUCAGCAGCGCCCUGCGGAACACCGGCGACGGAGCGCUGGAGUGGCACAUCGUUCCCAGAGAAAACCCGGCCUCCGACUUCCCCAGCGACUUCGAGCUGGUCCACAUCCGUCAGGCUCCGCCAGGCGGGCUGCUCAACCUGGAGGACCACCCUUAUAUCAAGAGGGUCACGCCGCAACGCAAAGUGUUCCGCACGCUGAAAUACUCUCCCUCACCUGAACCUGCCGCGCCCUGCAAUGCCACCCGCGGGCAGUCGUGGCAAUCCUCCCGCCCCUUCAGACGAACCAGCCUGUCGCUGGGUUCGGGCUUCUGGCACGCCACAGGGCGCCACUCCAGCCGGCGUCUGCUGCGGGCCAUUCCCCGCCAAGUGGCUCAGAUCCUGCAGGCAGACGUCCUCUGGCAGAUGGGACACACCGGUUCUGGCGUGAAGGUUGCAGUGUUUGAUACGGGCCUGAGUGAGAAGCACCCACAUUUUAGGAAUGUGAAAGAGAGGACCAACUGGACCAAUGAGAAGACACUGGACGAUGGCCUGGGUCAUGGUACAUUUGUGGCUGGGGUGAUAGCCAGUAUGAGGGAGUGUCAGGGCUUUGCCCCAGACUCAGAGCUGCACAUCUUCAGAGUGUUCACCAACAACCAGGUGUCGUACACCUCCUGGUUCCUGGAUGCGUUCAACUACGCCAUUCUGAAGAAGAUCGAUGUUCUGAAUCUCAGCAUCGGGGGGCCUGACUUCAUGGACCACCCGUUUGUUGAUAAGGUGUGGGAGCUGACCGCCAACAGAGUGAUCAUGGUCUCUGCUAUCGGCAACGAUGGACCUCUGUAUGGCACCCUGAACAACCCCGCAGACCAGAUGGACGUGAUCGGAGUCGGAGGGAUCGACUUUGAGGACAACAUUGCUAGGUUUUCGUCAAGAGGCAUGACCACCUGGGAGCUGCCGGGGGGCUACGGCAGAGUGAAGCCCGACAUCGUCACGUACGGUUCUGGCGUUCGCGGGUCGGGAAUGAAGGAGGGAUGCCGCUCCCUGUCCGGCACCAGCGUGGCCUCUCCCGUGGUGGCCGGUGCCGUCACUCUCCUGGCAAGCACCGUGGUGAACCGGGAGCUGGUGAACCCGGCCUCCAUGAAGCAGGCCCUGAUCGCGUCCGCCCGCAGGCUGCCGGGCGUCAACAUGUUCGAGCAGGGCCACGGGAAACUCGACCUGAUCAGAGCCUAUCAGAUACUCAACAGCUACAGACCUCAGGCCAGUCUGUCUCCCAGCUACAUCGACCUGACCGAGUGUCCCUACAUGUGGCCUUACUGCUCUCAGCCCAUCUACUACGGAGGAAUGCCCACGAUCGUCAACGUGACCAUCCUCAACGGCAUGGGCGUCACGGGCCGGAUCGUCGACAAGCCCAUCUGGCAGCCCUACCUCCCGCAGAACGGCGAUCACAUCGACGUGGCCGUCUCCUACUCUCCGGUGCUGUGGCCGUGGGCCGGCUACCUGGCCGUGUCCAUCUCCGUGGCCAAGAAGGCGGCAUCGUGGGAAGGGGUCGCUCAGGGUCACGUGAUGGUCACGGUGGUGUCGCCCGCGGAAAACGAUUCUGAGGCGGGCGGGGAGUUGACCUCCACGGUCAAACUGCCCAUCAAGGUGAAGAUAGUGCCAACUCCCCCGCGCAGCAAGAGGGUGCUGUGGGACCAGUACCACAAUCUGCGCUACCCACCGGGCUACUUCCCCCGGGACAACCUCCGCAUGAAGAAUGACCCACUGGACUGGAAUGGGGACCACAUCCACACUAACUUCAGGGACAUGUACCAGCACCUCAGGAGUAUGGGAUACUUCGUGGAGGUGCUGGGAGCUCCCAUCACCUGCUUCGACGCCAGCCAGUACGGCACAUUGUUGAUGGUGGACAGCGAGGAGGAGUAUUUCCCCGAAGAGAUCACCAAGCUGCGGAGAGACAUCGACAACGGCUUGUCGCUCAUCGUCUUCAGCGACUGGUACAAUACUUCAGUCAUGAGGAAGGUCAAGUUCUACGACGAGAAUACGAGGCAGUGGUGGAUGCCCGACACAGGGGGCGCUAACGUCCCAGCUCUGAACGACCUGAUCUCCGUGUGGGGGAUGGCCUUCAGCGACGGGCUGUACGAGGGGGACUUCACUCUGGCCGAUCACGACAUGUACUACGCCUCAGGCUGCAGUAUCGCCCGUUUCCCAGAAGAUGGAAUCGUCAUUGCCAAGAACCUAAAGGACCAAGGUCUGGAGGUGUUGAAGCAGGAGACGGCGGUGGUGGAGGGAGUUCCCAUCCUCGGACUGUACCAGACGCCGUCUGACGGCGGAGGCCGCAUCGCCCUGUAUGGAGAUUCUAACUGCAUCGACGACAGCCACAGGCAGAAAGAUUGUUUCUGGCUGCUCGACGCUCUGCUGCAGUACACCUCGUACAGUAUGACACCUCCCAGCCUCAGCCACUCCCACAGCAGGGUGGCUCCUCCCACGGGCACCGAGCGCCCACUGCCACAGAGACUGGAAGGCAACCAUCUUUACCGCUACUCCAAGGUCCUGGAGGCGCACCUGGGGGACCCUAAGCCCCGCCCACUACCGGCCUGCCCCCACUUGUCCUGGGCCAAGCCGCAGCCCGUGAACGAGACGGCCCCCAGUAACCUGUGGAAGCACCAGAAGCUUCUCUCCAUCGACCUGGACAAGGUGGCUCUGCCCAACGCGAGGGCGUACCGGCCCCAGGUCAGACCCCUGUCCCCCGGGGAGAGCGGGGCCUGGGACAUUCCUGGAGGGAUAAUGCCCGGUCACUACAACCAGGAAGUGGGCCAGACCAUCCCGGUGUUCGCCUUCCUGGGCGCGAUGGUGGUCCUGUCCUUCUUCGUGGUCCAACUCACCAAGGCCAAGAGCAAACCCAAGCGCAGGAAACCUCGCAUCAAGCGGCCCAUGUACCUCCAGCAGGCGAUGACGACGACCACCACCACCACCACGACCGGGAAAAACCCCACGGUUUGACCGGGGGAACCGCCGCCGGAUGGAGGCGCUGGGUUUUCACCUCUGGAACUGGACAACUGGUGUUGCAAAGCAACAUGGGAGUUUGGGAAUUCUUGACGGCUGUUGAACUGGAGCCUGUCGGACGUCUGACGGAGGCUCGAACAGUUUCUGUGCCUCUCGUUUCCUCGAGGCCGUUUGUGUGUUUGUGGAAUAAUGAACAGAAUCAGACAGUGUAACACAAACUGAUGUAAAACACACACGCUACACAUCUGGCUCUAAAAGAAAGGGAAAAAAAAGCCAGCUCCAGACAGAAAUCAUGUCCACAUGUUCCUUCUCUCUUCUCUUUGACCAAACUGUUUUUCUUUAUGAAUGAAAAUUGUAUGCCUUUUUUCUAUUUAUUGAAUUUGUUCGUACCCUGAAACACGUAAUCGGACACACACACACACACUAAAAUACAUCACAUACUGUAAUGGAGUUGCCAAUAGACAAUGACAGAAACACACACACACACACACGCCAUCAUGUUUCCAACACUAAGACCAGUGGACGAUCAGUUUUCUUCUCCUCUGUCGUCGUCAGCCAGCCGUCGUCGUUUGGUUUCCUUCCUACAUCUGUUUUUUUUUUUUAAAUCAAGGUUUAUUCUUUUCAUCAUUUUUUAUUUUUAUUUUCUAUAAAAAUGAACUGUGGCAUCGUGUUGACAAACGCUCCAUCAUGAGAUCAUGGUCGACAAAGAAGCAUUGACGGACUCGUUCAAAUAUAUCUCAUCAAUUAAAAAAAGAAAGCAUUAUCAA
Molecule: messenger RNA, 4608 nt
Organism: Scophthalmus maximus (turbot)
Lineage: Eukaryota; Metazoa; Chordata; Actinopteri; Pleuronectiformes; Scophthalmidae
Gene: mbtps1
Product: membrane-bound transcription factor peptidase, site 1
Exons: 24
Coding region: 605-3838 (1077 amino acids)
Biological process (GO): proteolysis
Cellular component (GO): Golgi apparatus
Molecular function (GO): serine-type endopeptidase activity
Source: RefSeq, a predicted model, not a curated record